CAAGGGGUGGGUCUUUAACAUUGCAGCUGAGAAAAACCCAGGCAGUCUCACUGCUACCAGUCGAUCGGAGCGGAGCACACUCCAAACUCGAGAGAAAAUGAAUUGCCUGGCACUAGUUUCCAUCCUGACCAUCGCCUUUCCAGGUACCCUUGGAUCUGUGGAGGUGUUAGUCCCGGGGCACAUCGACGCUGAGGUUGCGUACCCAGUCAGAAUCCCAUGCACCCACACCAUCACCAGCGCCAACUCCAAUGUGAUGGUGGAAUGGUUCAUCAUGAACAAACACGGCGAGCGACAAAGAAUUGCUUACAAAGACGAGGCAAGCAGUGUGAUGGACCCGGGCACACCCUACACUGGGCGGGUGACCGUGGAUAGUGACUACAGCCUGGUGAUCAGUCGGGUCGAGGUGAUGGAUGAGCGGCCUUUCCUGUGCCAGGUAAUUGCCGGAGCUACGGGAAGCCAGGAAGGGAAAACCGAGCUCAAGGUCUAUGAUGCUCCAGAACGGCCCGAGGUUGAAUCCAAUCCAGCCACGUUAUCCGUGAACGAGCAACAUCCUUCCGAGAUUGGAGUCUGUACCAGUCAGAAUGGUUAUCCAGCACCCACCAUUCAAUGGUACAAGGAUGGCAUCCUAUUGCAAACGGUUACCACGCACAAUGAGGAUAUGUACAUGAUCCCUCGUAUUGUGAAGGAAGCCAGUGGGCUGUUCACUGUGACCAACAGACUCUACUUGAAGCUGUCCAAGGCCGAUAAAGAUUCCAAAUAUCACUGCCGCAUCCUCUAUCAGAUGAUGGACAAUCGGAAACACACACUAGACUCCGAACCUUUCCGAGUCACCUUACACUAUUACACGGAACACGUGACCUUUAACUUCACCUCUGACCCCACAAUCCGAGAGGGGGACAACGUCACCCUGAGCUGUUUCGCUGAUGGCUUCCCACAGCCAGAGUAUGCCUUCUACAGGAUGAUGAACGACGAGGAGGUGGAGCUGGAGAACGGUAAACAUGGCGUCCUGACCCUGCCGAAUGUAACAAAGGCGCAGAGUGGGACAUACGUGUGCGAGGCCCUGGAUUUCGAUGCUCCCGGUGAUGUCGAGCUGAAGAAGGAGCUCAGCAUCACUGUCAACUACAUCGAGCGGCCUGUACUCAGCGAGAAGGGGCCGGUCUUCCUGAAUUUGGGAGAUAACUAUAAGAUCUCCUGCUCUGCCCAAGGAUCAGUCACCCCCAAGGUCAUUUGGAAAAAGGGGAAAGAGAUGCUGUCCGACUCAGGGAGUCUCUCCCUGGAGGGAGUGAGCUACCAGUCUACUGGGACCUACGUCUGUGAAGCGAGGGCCCCGUCAAUACGGGGACUGAAGCGAGCCCAGAGCGUUGAGGUGUAUGUACAAGGCAUUCCAGUGUUGCAGUCCAGCCCAGAGGAAGUAACAGUGAAACACAAAGGCGAGAAAGUCACAUUGACAUGCACAGCAUUCGGUUAUCCCAAACCCACUGUCACAUGGAACGUCCCGAAGCAACCAGUGCUGACCCACUCCGAGAAUGCCCUGGUCAGUCAGGUCUCCUUCCCAGUCAACAACAAGAUGAUCCAAGAUGGAGUCGCAUGCAACGCCACCAACAAAUAUGGCUCGACCCAGCGACGCUUCCAUUUGGCGAUUGUAAAACCCACCACAGCGCCUCCACAGACAUCAGGAGUGGAUUCAGUGAAGAAGACAAAGGGCCGUGAGUCGCAGGGAGGUGGGGGUGGGGCCAUUAUCGCUGUGGUGGUCUGUAUCCUCCUGCUGCUCCUGGUGGUGGCCAUCUUGUACUGCCUGCACAGAAAGGGCAAGCUCACGUGCGGAAAAUCGCAGGAAAAGGACAGCGUGAAAUUGGGGUCCGAGGAUCAGUGUCUUCGGGAGAAGAUGGGCAAUUGAGGAGAAAGAGUUGGUGGAGGAGACAAUGAGUUUGCCGAAGGACCUUGUGAGAUAUCAACCCCCGUACACUGACCGGAGCGCCUGUGAUGUUCCCUCUUCUUUCUCUCGAGCAGAUAUCAUUUCAAGAGAUUUACUUGUUGUAACAAGCACCACUGCCGAGACCCUUCCUGUCCCCGUAGACCUUUCCUUCAAGCACACCUCUGUCCCGUCUCUUGGGGUCUUUGGAAAAUCUUCAUCCAAGACGCACAUGAAAAGAUCCCCACUUCACCCAGUUAGGGCUUCAGUUACUAAGGGGCGGCAUGGCGACUCAAUGGUUAGCACUGCAGCCUCACAGCACCAGAGACCCGGGUUUGAUCCCACCCUCGGGCGACUGUCUGUGUCGAGUUUGCACAUUCUCCCUGUGUCUGUGUGGGUUUUCUCCGGGUGCUCCGGUUUCCUCCCACAGUCCGAAGAUGUGCAGGCUAGAUGGAUUGGCCUUGCUAAAUUACCCAUAGUGCCCAGGGCUGUGCAGGUUAGGGUGGAUUGGCCGUGCUAAAUUACCCAUAGUGCCCAGGGCUGUGCAGGUUAGGGUGGAUUGGCCUUGCUAAAUUACCCAUAGUGCCCAGGGCUGUGCAGGUUAGGGUGGAUUGGCCGUGCUAAAUUACCCAUAGUGCCCAGGGAUGUGCAGGAUAGGGUGGAUUGGAAAUGCUAAAUUACCCAUAGUGCCCAGGGAUGUGCAGGUUAGGGUGGAUUGGCCAUGCUAAAAUACCCAUAGUGCCCAGGGAUGUGCAGGUUAGGAUGGAUUGGCCAUGCUAAAUUACCCAUAGUGCCCAGGGAUGUGCGGGUUAGGGGGAUUGGCUAUGGUAAAUUACCCAUAGUUCCCAGGGAUGUGCGAGUUAGGGUAGAUUGGCCAUAGUAAAUUACCCAUAGUGCCCAGGGGUGCGUGGGUUAUAGUGAGAUGGGUGUGGGUGGGAUGUUUCAAGGGGCAGUGUGAACUUGUUGGGACGAAGGGCCUGUUUCCACACUAAUCUAAUUCCCAUGCUCGGGGGCAGCUAGAGAACUCCCAACCUUUACCUUCUGGCCUCUUUCGCCAAUGAGCUGGCGUGACAUGGACCAUGACCCCUGAACCCUCACUCUCGUUCGUCCCCGGGUGCCGGAGGGUUUGGCUAGUUUGGGUCGCUCGGUGUUUCAGCACGACCCGGGCCCACUUGUGCAGGGUCUAUGCUCAGGGCCCUCCCGAAAACAGAGUUUAAACCAGGCCUGAGGAUCUGAGACACACCUCAGUGCAGUCCCCCUGGGGUGGGGGUUGGGGUGGUGGCAGGAGAUGUCUUUGGGACGUUAAAGGUAAAUUUUAAAACUUUCACCCUGAAGUUUGGAAGAUCUAACCCCGUGCUGUCCCUGUCCCUGGGAAGGUUAGAUGGGGGGACAGUGUAGAGGGAACUUUACCCUAUAUCUAACCCCGUGCUGUCCCUGUCCUGGCUGAGUUUGAUGGGGGACAGCGUAGAAGGAGUUUUACCCUCUAUCUAACUCCAUGCUGUCCCUGUCCUGGCUGAGUUUGAUUGGGGGUACGGUGUAGAGGAAGCUUUACCCUCUAUCUAACUCCGUGCUGUCCCUGUCCUGGGAGUGUUGAAUGGGGGGACAGUGUAGAGGGAGCUUUACCCUCUAUCUAACUCCGUGCUGUCCCUGUCCUGGGUGUGUUUGAUGGGCGGACAGUGUAGAGGGAGCUUUACCCUCUAGCUAACCCCGUGCUGACCCUGUCCUGGGCGUGUUGGAUGGGUGAUGAAAAGUCCGUUUUCAGUUCUGUUACCAAACGUCAGGAUCAGGAGCGAGAGAAAAUGCUGAAGUCCAUUCUGCCCUCUUUGUUAUACUAGCCCCAACUCCCCAAUGGAGACAGGAUUGGUGUCGACCCCACUGGUGUUUGCGAUAAUGAGUAUCUGUUGUACUUGUUUGAAGUAACAAGGUGUAGAGCUGGAUGAUCACAGCAGGC
Molecule: messenger RNA, 3863 nt
Organism: Stegostoma tigrinum
Lineage: Eukaryota; Metazoa; Chordata; Chondrichthyes; Orectolobiformes; Stegostomatidae
Product: basal cell adhesion molecule-like
Exons: 16
Coding region: 98-1897 (599 amino acids)
Cellular component (GO): plasma membrane
Source: RefSeq, a predicted model, not a curated record